AUGAAGAGCAAUCUGUUGAACACCGCUGAUCCACCGUUAGCAAACGUACACAUCAUUGACGACCGCACGCGUGUGAUCUUCGGUGUCGAUCCACGUGCAGCUGCAACUCGCUCUUCCGUCAAGUCGGCCGAACAAAAGAAGAAAAACUUGUUCCAACCAGCGGAUUUGUUGCACCUCACUAGCGGUGACACCUUUGAUGCUGAUGAGCAGCUAGAGUCCCCAGCCUCCGCGAGAAAUUCAAACAUAGCUUCCAUGGGGGACACAGAAAAUCUGGACCUACUGGCAUGUGUGGCCCUGGCUACUCAUUCGAAGAAGAGGCAGCAGCCAGCUCAUGGAGCGCCAUCCAAAGAAGCUGUCACAGCCGACAGCCUACCACCAGCUGAGCAGCAGCCAAGUCACACAGAAUAUUCGACGGCAUACUUUGACGCCUACUACGAUGCUUCACCCCAAGAGACGACUGAGACAGGUUUCCUAUCACGUGAUGAGCAGCAGCCUGUCCAUGUUCCAUCGUCUUUUGAGGCAGCCAACUCAACACCACCAGCUGAGCAGCGAGCCAGCUAUGAAUCAACGGAAUGGGGAGUAGCUGAUGAGGACACGCAAGGUGCACAUACCAUCUCCAACGCCUCCACACCCACACAGCAGGAGCCGGUUCGAGGAGCAUUGAAUCAAGGCUUCACCGCAAUCAAUCCCCGAGCGACAAAUGGAGGGCUCUCUCGCAUUAAUCCUCGGCCACUCCCUGGCUACAUGCCAGCCGCCAUAGGGCCAAGUGGCGGCCGUCAGCCAAUCAUAAAGAAGUCGCGAAAAUGCAAACCCCGCACCACGGGCUUCAAUAGAAAGACCGGCGAGGGUAUGCUGACCGAGGUGUGCAACAUAGCGACACCUGCGAAAGGGACGCCAGUGGCACAUACCAACAAGGACGGAAGGUACCGCUGCGCACGAUGCAAGGGCCGUUUCACUAGGACAAGGACUGUCAAGGAUCACUUCAUUACGUGUGUCAACAAGUAUGGGAAUCCGAAUAAAUUAAGCUGGUAUGAUCAUCCAACCCUCGCAAAGUCCAAGGACUGGCAUCUUGGAAGCCUGGCGAUGGCGAAGGAGGCGGAGGACGGAACUGAGUGGGAGGAGGAUGAUGACGAGCAGGAGCAAGAUCAAGAGGGAGAUGACGAUUUCCCUGAGCAGCAUGUGGACGAUAGUAUCGCUUGGGCAAUUGAGUCUGAUACUGCCGCUGAUGAAGAAGAUGAAGACGGAGAUUCUCAUAUGGGGAAUGAGGACCAAGGCAGAGAUGGCAAUAUCUCCGCGGCAUCGACUCCAUACUAUACACCCAACGAAGGAUCUUCACUCUCUGCCUCCAUUCAAGGGUCUCGAUUCCAUACACCUCAGGAAGGGUCUGACACUCCCGGCUAUGGGCCUGACGGCUAUCGAACUCCGGUACCUAGCAAUAUCAGAGGAUGGAGCGCAACUCCUCGCUACACAGGAGGGUCAUACACUCCCAGCUUUGGACGUGGCUACGAGACUCCAGUACAGAAUUUCGGUUACGAUUCCGACCUGUCUAGGGAUACGGAUAUUAUCCGUAGACGCGAGACCGAAGGGUACGGUGACGAGACGCCGACUCCUGGCUAUGAUGAAGAAGGAGACUUUAUCAUGGCUGAAUUCUAG
Letharia lupina is the source of this 1653-nucleotide messenger RNA. RefSeq lists its product as uncharacterized. NCBI's taxonomy places the organism in Eukaryota, Fungi, Ascomycota, Lecanoromycetes, Lecanorales, Parmeliaceae. The record is from RefSeq and is a predicted model, not a curated record. The coding region runs from base 1 to 1653 and encodes 550 amino acids. The transcript has 3 exons.